Linum tenue is the source of this 4758-nucleotide messenger RNA. NCBI's taxonomy places the organism in Eukaryota, Viridiplantae, Streptophyta, Magnoliopsida, Malpighiales, Linaceae. The record is from the annotation of a GenBank genome assembly.
CCACAACUCAACUAGCUCUCUCUCUCUUCCUUCUCUUCUGCUGCUUCUUCUCCUGUCCUGGGUGCUGUCGGUGUUAGUCUCCCUCUGUCCCUCUCAGAUCCGCCUGCUCGUUUGCUGUUCGUCUGCCGCUUGGUCUCUCAGAUCUCCGCAAUCCGGAUUCUUCACGGAUUUCACCGGAUUCCAGGGCUUCCGGCGCCGUAAUUUGUUCGUGGGUUGGGGAGUAGUUGUAACGAUUGAGGUUUGAAUCCUAUUUUCGGCUGUUCGGGCGAGAAUUUUUGAGGAGAGCGAGAGGGGAAUUUCUCAGUUCAACUUCGAUUAGUUUCGGAAGAGGAAGAAAUAAAGAAAGGGAGGAAGAAAGAAAGAAUUGAGUAAUUUGAAUCUUUCUUUGAUUCAAAUCUUUGCUCAUUUAGCGGAAUUGGAACUUCUCUGUUGCCGGCGCCCACAGCAAGGGUUUUGGGUUUCUACCUAAGGACCAUAAGUUUUUUUAAAUUAAAAAAAAAAGAUGCAGCGAGACCACCCUAAGAAGGAUUUGAAAGAGAUGGAAUUUUUCACGGAGUAUGGGGAUGCCAAUAGAUAUAAAGUUUUGGAGGUCAUUGGAAAAGGAAGCUAUGGAGUUGUUUGUGCAGCAAUAGACACUCAUACUGGCGAAAAAGUGGCAAUAAAAAAAAUACACGAUGUUUUCGAGCACAUCUCUGAUGCUAUUCGAAUUUUGAGAGAAGUCAAGUUGCUUAGGCUGCUAAGGCACCCUGACAUUGUUGAGAUUAAGCGGAUCAUGUUACCUCCUUCCAAGCGGGAAUUCAGAGACAUUUUUGUCGUUUUUGAGCUCAUGGAGUCUGAUCUUCAUCAAGUUAUCAAAGCUAAUGAUGACUUAACGAGGGAACAUCACCAAUUUUUUCUUUAUCAAAUGCUUCGUGCUUUGAAGUAUAUGCAUACAGCGAACGUGUACCAUAGAGAUCUCAAACCCAAGAAUAUACUGGCAAAUGCAAAUUGCAAACUCAAAAUCUGCGAUUUCGGGUUAGCAAGAGUUGCAUUCAGUGAUACACCGACGACAGUUUUCUGGACGAUGUGGCUUGUUCAUAUGCUAAUGUUUCUCAAUUACGUGUUGCAGGACUAUGUGGCCACGAGAUGGUAUAGGGCUCCAGAGCUAUGCGGGUCUUUCUUUUCUAAGUAUACGCCAGCAAUUGAUAUUUGGAGCAUCGGCUGCAUAUUUGCCGAGGUGUUGAUAGGGAAGCCCUUGUUCCCUGGUAAAAGUGUCGUCCACCAAUUAGACAUUAUCACCGAUCUUCUUGGGACUCCUGCACAGGAUACCAUUUCCGGGGUGAGAAAUGAUAAAGCUAGGAAGUAUUUAACUGAGAUGAGGAAAAAACAGCCUGUGCCAUUUGCGCACAAGUUCCCGAGCGCAGAUCCCUUGGCACUACGACUUCUCCAAAGGCUCUUAGCUUUUGAUCCAAAUGAUCGGCCAACUGCAGAGGAGGCUCUUGCGGAUCCUUACUUUAGGGGCCUAUCGAAAAUAGAGAGGGAGCCCUCUUGUCAGCCGAUCUCAAAGUUGGAGUUCGAGUUUGAAAGGAGAAGGGUUACGAAGGAUGACAUCAGGGAGCUCCUUUAUCGGGAGAUACUCGAGUAUCAUCCGCAGUUGUUGAAAGACUACAUGAGUGGGAAUGAAGGCACGAACUUCCUCUAUCCUAGUGCGAUAGGUCAUUUCAGAAAGCAGUUUGCAUACCUUGAAGAAAAUAGCGGUCGUAGUGCACCGGUUAUUCCUCUAGAGAGGAAGCACGUCUCUCUCCCUCGGCCCACAGUUCAUUCGACAUCAAUGUCUCAUAACAUACCGUCUUCAACUUCAGUUGACAACCAUCAAGUAACAGAUGAAGUCUCCAAAAACUUCAGGGGAACCGACGGUGUUGCUGGGAAUGCUUCUAGGACCUUACGGCCGCCGCCUAGAGUGCCUACAGUGAAUGCAGCAAAGCCCGGUAGAGUUGUAGGAUCAGUUGUACCAUGUGACAAUACCAGAAACCUUGUCAAAGAUGGUGUCUACGAUGCAAGGAAUGUGUACAGAAACACCACCACAGUAUCUCCCCCAUGCUUCUUCAGGACCACCACGAACUCCGCCCCAACGACGAAAAACAAGUCGUCCUUGAUAGACGCCGAGCACCACCACACAACAUCGCAAGCCAGGCCGCAGCAACCUCUUCAUCAGCAGCACAACAUGAUGACGAUGGGGAAGCCACUAGUUCCAUCAGGAAUAAUAGCAACGGAGAUUAACAACACUAACCCGUACUACCACCACCACCACCAGCAGCAACAAGCAGCCAAAGUGGUGGUGGAGCAUCAGCAUCAGCAGAUGAAUGAGCGAAUUGCCAUCGACGCGAAGCUGAUCCAGGCCCAGUCUCACUAUGGCCCUGCUGGCGCGGCUGCCAUAGCUGUGGCGGCUCAUCGGAAUGUGGGGACGGUUCAUUAUGGGUUGUCUUAGACAGGGAAAGAAAUGAAUGAGGGAGAUGAAAGGGAGGUGGGUUUGAGUUUAGCGGUGUUUGUAUGUAUGUAUUGUUUACAUCCUGAUGUAAGUAAACCAUUCUUACUGCCAAGUUCUCAUUUGUCAAUGGAAAAAUAACGACAUUGAUUGGCCUGUUGUAGUGUUCCAGGAUCAACCCUCCUCUUAAUAUAGUUAGUUAGUUACUGUCCUCCACAGUCAUCCAAGGGUCCAACCCUCUUCUCCUCUCCGCUCCAUGAUUAUUGAUGCCUGAGAAAGAAUCGGGUUGUGUGUACUCUCUCCUAAAGCUGUCGUCAUCAUAAACCUGAAAGGGACGAAGGAAAGGGAAUCUGCAGUAAAAGCAGGAGAUCAGAAGCAGAAGGAGAUUGGCCCUACAGUACUCUGCGACCCUCUCUCACACGCUAUCAGAAGAACAUAAAUAUGGCCACCGGAACGAAACCUCAUUCCAUUCACUUUCAACACACACUCUCCCUCCCUCUCUCUAUCUCUCUGUAUUCUCUCUCCCCUGCUAAGGAAGAAGAUGGCGCAGCCGGAGGAUGUGGAGAUCAGCAGCGGAGACAGCGGCGGUGCCGGGCCAUCCCAACCGAUGAUCGCUCUCGCCAUCAAGGGCCAGGAUGGUGAGGUGCUGCAUUUCAUGGUGAAUAUUCACAAGCCGAUCAAGAAGCUCCUCCUCAAUUACUGCCAGAAGAAGUUACUGGAUCUCAAACUCUUGACGUUCCUCAUUAACCAGAGGAACUUCGACCACCGCAAGACCCCUGCCGAACUUGGGCUGAAGGACAGGGAGCUGAUUGUUGUCGUGAUGACCAACUAUGGCGGCUGAUGAUCACCGGACAAUGUUCGCGGCGCCUCCUACUCCCAACUUGGAUAUAUGAUUUUAGGAAUCAAGUGUUAACUGUCUCACUCGCUAGAUGGGUAGAAGCUUCUCUGAUUAAUCAAUAUUAACUUUGUGUACGUAUAUGUCUACUUUUGUGACUUCUACCUUGCUAUGAUCCUUGUGUUGUGAUUGGCUUCUUUCAUCGCCAUUUCUGGGUGAUGAAGCUGGACAAAUCAACUGGUUAUGCUGCAAAAUCCAUGAUGAAAUGGUCACGCUCGAAUCAGUGAUAUGCUGCUGGACAAUGAUGAAAGAGCAACUUUGUAUCUCUAAUGUUUUUUUAUCUGUGGUGGAAAAAAAUAUACGAAACGAAAGAGAGAAGAUGAAUGAUCGUACAAAGCAGUUUAAUUUAUUGAUGAGUGACAACUCGAUAUGUAUAUCCAUAACAAAUAUCGUAUAUACUUGUUCUUAGUUAUCUUUUAACCCUCCAACUCAACUCCCAUGAUCAUAUCGUUCACAUGCAUACAAUGUGGUAUAUGUCUAAAUCCUCAAAGAAUGAAUGUAGGAUUUCCCAUUGAGCUCCCUGGCAAAGACGCCUUUGAAGAAAUCUUCCACUAGUAUUUUCUUGAACCUUGGUGGAUUCUCAUCAGUCACCAAGCUUUUGGCAGGGCCUAUCUCUUUCUCAUAGCUUGGCCCAUAAAAUGUUGCGAUGGAGAGCCUUUCUUUCUCUGAAUUCACAGUUGCCCGAUGCUCAAUGCUUCUAUAAGCCCCGUUCGUUACAAUCUCGACAAUGUCUCCAAUGUUGAUGACAAAGGCGUCGGGGAGGGGCUUGACGGAAACCCAAUUGCCGUUUUUCCUGAUUUGGAGGCCUUCGACUUGGUUGAGCUGGAGAAGGAUGGUCAGGCCCGUGGCGUCGGAGUGUGGAGUGAGCCCAAUGACUUGAUUGGGCUGAGGGCAUGGUGGAUAAUAGUUCAUUCUCAUGGAUUGGUGGCCAUCGUCGAAAAGCUCCCUCAUUUCAUUCUCUUCCAUGUCUAGUGCUCUGGCCAUAUGGACCAAGAUCUCCAUUGCUGUUUUCUUCAGCCCCAUUGAAUAAGCCUCCAAUGUGUCCCUUAGAGGCAGGGGAAGGUUUGGGAACAAGUGGGGUUUCCUCUCACUUGGCGGCUGAGUGACGAGGAAGAAGAGGUCAGCCCAAUCCAGCUUCUGUUCAUCGGACACCACGAAUGCUUGGCCGAAGCCUUCUACUUCUCCUUCUCUCUGCCAGAACUUUUGCUUCUCUUCCAUGGUGAGGUUGAAGAACUGCUCCACCUCUGCCUUCACUUUCUCCAGAAGGGCACUGCUGACUCCAUGGUUGAUCAACUGGAAGAAACCCCAGUGGGUGGAAGCGAAGUGGAGCUUGGAGAGCUCAGAGGCCAUGGAAUCAGGCGAAAGCAGCUUCUCCAUAUCGAUCACAGGCACCUCAUCG